UCUCUCUCGCGCUCUCUGCUUGUAAAAUAAAGUUUUUCCGUGUGUGUGUGUGUGUGUGGAGCUGAAGAUGGCGGCCAGCUCGGAGCGCAGUCCUCCGCCUUUCCCGGACUCAGAGGAGCCCGAGCUGCUGGAGGACAGCGACGAGGGCGCGGAUGCGUUCACGGGAACGUCGAUCUCAGAGAUGGAUUCUCCUUCUCCGGACUCAACCAGACCUCCUAAAGACAUCUUCAACGAGCCACCAGAAGACAUCUUCAGCGAUCCUCUUAGCAACAUUAACUCUGAACCGCAGAAGAAAGCAGACACCAAGAUCCCUUCACCCAGCAGCGAUGAGGCCGUCGACCUGUUCAGCGACCCGCUGGACGACGAUAGCGACGUAAUUAGUUCACCCGAGGUCCAAAACCCCAUGCCGGAUCUCUUAAACGAGCCUGUGGAAGCGCCAAAGUCCGAUGUCCUCGGUGAAGCACCUGUGCACAAAAACGCAGCCCGACAGCAGGAUGUUUUCGAAGACCUUCCCAAGGGCACCAGCAAAAGCUCUUCCGUCAAGAAAGCAGCGAGCGCGGAGCUGUUCGGUGAUGACGAGGAUGAGGAGGAUCUGUUUAACGAGCCGCCUAAGGUUGUGACGAAGAAGCCUCAGCCUUCAGGGCCACCCGUCAAUGUUCUCACAGAGGUGAAGGUCCGGCCACAGGUUAAAGACGACCCCACGGAUCUGUUCGCAGAGGAAGCCUUGACGGCACCUGUCCCGAAACCCUCGGCCAGCAGCAACUCCAGGACCAACGGGGUUCACUCUGAGGAGCAGGAUCUCUUCUCAGAAGCUACAGUAGAGUUGUCUCUGGACAGUCCUCGUAACGACCGCAAGAUGAAAGACGCUGUGAAGGCGACCGUAUCAGCUCCUGCCGCUCCUGUAGCAAGCAGCUCCAGCAAAACUCCAUCCAAAACUCUGGAGGAGCUGGAGGAAGAGGAAAGUGAGGACAAGUUUGAUCUGAACAUCUCUGUCACAAAUCCAGAGAAAGUCGGUGAUGGUAUGAACGCUUACAUGGCCUACAAAGUUUCAACACAGACGUCGCUUACCAUGUUCCGUAGCAAGACGUUUACCGUCCGCAGACGUUUCAGCGAUUUCCUGGGAUUGUAUGAAAAGCUCUCUGAGAAACACUCACAGAACGGAUACAUCAUACCUCCACCACCAGAGAAGAGCAUUCUGGGUAUGACGAAAGUCAAAGUCGGGAAGGAUGACCCAUCGUCGGCAGAGUUUGUGGAGCGGAGGAGAGCUGCUCUGGAGAGAUAUCUUCAGAGGGUUGUGAGUCACCCGUCUCUGCUGCAGGAUCCUGAUGUGAGAGAGUUUUUGGAGAAAGAGGAGUUACCCAGAGCAGUCAGCACACAGGCUCUGAGUGGAGCCGGCUUCCUUAAAAUGCUCAACAAAGCCACAGACGCUGUGAGCAAGAUGACCAUCAAGAUGAACGAACAGGAUGUGUGGUUUGACGAGAAGAUCCAGGAUGUAGAAAAUGAAGAACAGCAUAUGCGGAAGCUUCACGUCAUGGUGGAAUCGCUUGUCAAUCACAGAAAAGAGUUGUCUGGGAACACGGCUGUGUUUGCGAAGAGCGUGGCGAUGUUGGGCAGCUCUGAGGACAACACGGCUCUGUCCCGAGCUCUGUCUCAGCUGGCCGAGGUGGAAGAUCGAAUCGAGCAGCUCCAUCAGGAGCAGGCCGCCAACGACUUCUUCACCUUCUCAGAGCUGCUGGCCGAUUAUAUACGGCUGUUGGGAGCUGUCAGGGGUUGUUUUGACCAGAGAAUGAAAGCGUGGCAGCGCUGGCAGGACGCAGAGAACAUGCUGCAGAAGAAGAGAGAGGCUGAGGCCAAACUCCUGUGGGCCAACAAACCUGACAAACUCCAGCAGGCCAAGGAUGAGAUCGCUGAGUGGGAAGCAAAGGUCACGCAGUACGAGAGAGAGUUUGAGAGAAUCUCAGCCACCGUGCGGAAAGAAGUCAUCCGCUUUGAUAAAGAGAAAGCUCGGGAUUUUAAGAGACAAAUCAUCAAAUAUCUGGAGUCACUGCUGAACUCACAGCAACAGCUGAUAAAAUACUGGGAGGCGUUUUUGCCGGAGGCGAAAGCGAUCGCGUGAGGCGGCGUCUGCGCGCAAACACACACUCACCGACAACCGAGGCCUUUCUACACUCUUUACCUCUCGCCUAUAAACCAAGAGAAAUCGCGCUGCAAAGGGAAAUCAUCGAUCCGGCCGCUCGUUACUCCGAUUGAGUUUAACAACCUGUAUAUUUUCUGUGUAAUCUUCACCUUUAUUUUCUUACUUUGCAUCUUUAUUCGUUUGGGGGACGUGAACGCAUGUGGUGGCUGGGUGUCUUCCUCGUCUGUAUGCAACCGAACCUGGUUACUCGUCAGCAGUGAUGUCAGUGGUUUACACUAGAGGGCGCUCGGCGCUCGCUCACAUACUCACACAGCAAGAAACUUCCCAUCAGGCCACUCGUGUGACGUUUGUUCUCCUCACACAGGGUUUUCAGAGAGAAAUAGUGACCUAGUUUGACCAGAAUAUUGAUAUAUAUAUAUAUAUAUAUAUACACUUUUAAACACCAUGAUGACGUUGUAUUUUGCAAGUUAAAAAAGGUUGUAAUACAGUUAUUAUUAGUCGAGAUAAAAUGACUGAAACUGGCUGGAUGUUGUAAAGUGGCCAGUGGAAAUGACGGGAACUGUAUAGUUUAUGUCAACACUUACACUCAUUGAUCAGCCUGUUAGAAAUGUGUAUUUUUUUUUUUUUUUCAAUUUUCCUGGCUUAUUGUUUUUACUCAAAGGAUCAUUGUAAAUCUUCCAUAGAUUUAGAAUCAUGUUUCUAUGUUCAGCAUUUAUAAACGCACUCCUAAUGCGUUUUCUAUCAAUAUCAGAGCUCUGGUCUAGCAGGACGCCCAAAGCACUUCGGUCUUAAAGUUGUUGUUUUGUUUUUUUUUGUCGUACAAAAUUCCAUUCCUUUUCGCUUCAUUUACUUUGUUUUCAUUUGUAGACAUUUAUGCCAACAUGUUAUUAUUUCGUGUCAAACCAUAUUUGCGUUAUGCACUUGAUUAUGGCAUCUUAUAUUGAUUCUGGCAUCUCUUAUUAAUAAACUUUUGCUAUGCUACUAAUAAUGAUGAAAUUGUUUCUACAUCACGUUUUGUUUUUAUACAGAUUUUGCUGCUGUUAGAUUCAUCGUCAUUUAUAACAUUUUGUCGUUCGUUUAUGUGUUAGUUCGCUUUAGAAAUGAUAUUCUGGGCCCUGCUGUAUGACACUUUGAACAGAUGUUAACAGGUUUGACUUCACCAUUAGGUGCCAUAAUAAUCAGAAGUUUGUUUAUUAGAAAAACGGGGGCAGAUAUUUUUUUCACUAUGGACACUUCUUUUGAGAAAAACAAUAAAGAUUUAAUUACAAAUA
Messenger RNA from Puntigrus tetrazona (Sumatra barb), 3408 nucleotides. It is a transcript of the gene snx1a, whose product is annotated as sorting nexin 1a. Bases 68 to 2116 code for a protein of 682 amino acids. NCBI's taxonomy places the organism in Eukaryota, Metazoa, Chordata, Actinopteri, Cypriniformes, Cyprinidae. Gene Ontology annotation, molecular function: phosphatidylinositol binding. The transcript has 15 exons. Gene Ontology annotation, biological process: early endosome to Golgi transport. Gene Ontology annotation, cellular component: endosome membrane; endosome. The record is from RefSeq and is a predicted model, not a curated record.